GUUUUAGUUUCAGAGCUGCGAACACAAAGGAGGCUCAGGCUGAUUAGAUUGUCUCUUAAUCACUUAAUCCCAUUUGUCCCAUAGUUGUUGGAUCAUUUCCAUCUAAAGUCAAGCUCGCAGGUGUCAGCAAGAGAGAAACCGGAAGUGAGCUGUUUUGCCUUUGUGUUGAGCCUCAGAGCGGCUCUCCAUGAUGAGCAUCACUCGGCUGGAGACCUGAGCAGUGUUCGGGUCUGGAGAGAAGAAGAUGCCUCAUGGACCGCUCCAUCACCGCCGCCAGUGCGCAAAGUCAGGGCAUCCCAGCCUCAGAAUAACGCAGAAAUGCCGAGGUUUAGCGCCAGAUGGGUGGUGUUGCUGGUGCUGAUUCUCCUGGUCGGUGCUUUCUUCUACUGCGAGUAUCUCAUCUACUUCCCCACCAUACUCAAGUGUGCCUGGCCGAAGAUCAGCCAUGCUCGAGGCGGUGGAGAGGGCAUCGACGGCCGGCCGCUGGACUCCACAUCUGUCCGCGCCAUGGUGCUGUCUGACACCCACCUCCUGGGAGCCGUGGGGGGACACUGGUUUGACAAGCUGAGGAGGGAAUGGCAGAUGGAGAGGGCUUUCCAGACCGCUUUGUGGCUGCUCAAGCCCGAAAUAGUGUUUAUUCUCGGGGAUAUUUUCGACGAAGGCAAGUGGAGCUCGCAGAAGCACUGGGAGGACGACGUGCGGCGCUUCCAUAGGAUGUUCAGACACUCGGCUGAAACAGAACUGGUUGUGCUGGUUGGAAAUCACGACAUCGGCUUCCAUUAUGAGAUGGACUGGUUCAAGCUGCAGCGCUUCGAGAAGGUCUUCAACGCCUCCUCCACCAGGAUCGUCACCAAAAAGGGAGUCAACUUCCUGCUGGUGAACAGCGUGGCGCUGCACGGCGACGGGUGUCCCAUCUGCCAGUCUGUGGAGAAGGAGCUGAUCAAACUCUCCAGAGACCUCAACUGUUCUCUUCAGAACUCGGGCAGCUGUGAGGGAUCGCAGACGUACCCGCCCACCCCCCCCAUCAUGUUGCAGCACUACCCUCUGUUCAGAGUGAGCGAUGCCGGCUGCACGGGGCAGGACGCGGCUCCUCCUGAAGAGCGCCACCUGCUGUUCAGAGAGAAGUACGACGUGUUGUCUAAAGAGGCGUCCCAGAGGCUGCUGCAGUGGUUCAAGCCUCGCCUCAUCCUCAGUGGACACACACACAGCGGAUGUGAGGUUCUCCAUGACAACAAGUACCCUGAAAUCAGCGUGCCGUCCUUCAGCUGGAGGAACAGAAACAACCCCAGUUUCAUCCUGGCCUCGGUGUCCCCCGGCAGCUUCGCCAUGUCCAAGUGUUUCCUCCCGGAGGAGAGCACGGUGAUCGGGGUGUACUGCUCGGCCGGCGGCUGCCUGCUGCUGCUGCUCCUCGCCCACUGUGUGUGGAUGAAGGGCCUGCUGCAGUGCCUCAGCCUGCUGGGGAAGCACAAGUCUCUGUGAACUACAUUUCCCAGAGUGCACCAGGAGAGCUCACUGGACUUAAAUGUGAAGUUCCUCUACAAAGCUGUUUGUCCAAAUGUUUUACGGCACUGUGAAGGACACUUAUAUAUGUUUUAAAUGUCUUAAAAAGACGUGUGAUAUUUAUGAGAAAGCAGAUGAUUUUUGUGCCAAAUUGUUGUUAAAAAUCAUAUAGUGUUGGUUUUAUAUUCCUUGGGAGUGCCAAACGGGUAGAGAUUAUUGUAGCACAAGAAGCACAGAAAAGUAAAAUAUUGACUUUACAGUUAAACUGUGAGUAUAAGGAAGCACAAAUGUGCCAUAAAGUAAGAACAAAAGGAACACAAAGUACAUGUGUAAAUGCUCACGGUCUGAUUUCAGGUGGUAAAGUCAGUUUUUGUCUCUUCACUUUAAUGUAAAAGCACAUCUCACCUUUCCUCUCUGUCGUCUGAUGAUCUCCUCCCAGGUUCCUCGUUGUUUUUACUAUGAAGCAUAUCUGAAAAUAUUUAUUGCUGACUUUCUGUGCCAAAUGUUUGUGAAGGUUUUUGCCAAAUUUGUUGAAACUGUAAAUAACAAAUGAGAAUCUUAAGGUCUGUUUUUAGCGAUGUAAUCUAUCACCUGAAGCCAUGUCACUUUAUGGAAGAGAGAUUAUUUUGAGAUGUUCUACACCAGCUGAUGGAUGUGAUUGAAACACAAACCUGUAUUUGUAACGCCAAAUCAUGUGAAAUGAGAAAAAUAUUAAAAUAUUAUUGGGCAAAUGUCCCUGAUAUUGAGAUAUGA
This is a messenger RNA of Trematomus bernacchii (emerald rockcod), 2253 nucleotides long. RefSeq names its product metallophosphoesterase 1 (gene mppe1). Lineage: Eukaryota; Metazoa; Chordata; Actinopteri; Perciformes; Nototheniidae. Gene Ontology annotation, biological process: GPI anchor biosynthetic process; endoplasmic reticulum to Golgi vesicle-mediated transport. The record is from RefSeq and is a predicted model, not a curated record. Gene Ontology annotation, cellular component: endoplasmic reticulum-Golgi intermediate compartment. Gene Ontology annotation, molecular function: phosphoric diester hydrolase activity. The transcript is spliced from 11 exons. Bases 319 to 1479 code for a protein of 386 amino acids.